Molecule: messenger RNA, 324 nt
Organism: Lodderomyces jiufengensis
Lineage: Eukaryota; Fungi; Ascomycota; Pichiomycetes; Serinales; Debaryomycetaceae
Exons: 1
Coding region: 1-324 (107 amino acids)
Biological process (GO): mitochondrial respiratory chain complex IV assembly
Cellular component (GO): respiratory chain complex IV; mitochondrion; mitochondrial intermembrane space
Source: RefSeq, a predicted model, not a curated record
AUGGUUGAAUAUUCAGGAUCUACUCCAGUAGAAAUUGCACCAGAUAAAAAACAAAGAGUAUUAUGUUGGUUUAAAAGAGAUCGGUUUUUCCAAUGUCUUGAUGAAAACUAUAUAGAUAACUCAUUAGAUCCAAAAGAAUUACCAAAAGUAAAUCAAAAAUGUGGAGAAAUUAAAAAAGAAUUUGAACAAGAUUGUGUUAGUAGUUGGGUUAAAUAUUUUCAAGAAAAAAGGUAUAAUGAUUUAGUUAGAUCGAGAUAUAUACAAAAAUUAGAAAGUGAAGGUGCUCAAGCAUUACCUUUUAAAAUUGAAGGAGUUAAGAAGUAA